GCGAAACAGCGAAUGACAAGGUAAUGCGUAUACGAAAAUAUAAAUGUUUUUGGUGGUAGAAAUAUUUACAAAAUAAAUUUUUAAUACCUCCUUCUAAAUAUAAUGGUGGAAAAAAGUGCUCCUGUUGUUAAAACUAAGACUAAAUCCAACGAAGUGUAUUACAAAGCGCGCCCCAAACCUGUGUAUUUAUGGACCGUGGCUGAUACUCAAAAGUGGCUUCGGCGACAUUGUAACGAACGAUGUGGAAAAUACUGUGAUCUAUUUCAAAGGCACGAGAUCACUGGACGUGCGUUGUUAAGAAUUACAGACAAUUCGCUUCAUCGGAUGGGAAUCGAAGAUGAAAAAGAUCGAGAAGAUAUUCUGCGGGAAAUGAUAAAACAGCGACUUAAAACAGAUAUUAUGGAGAUACGCGACAUGGAACUAAUGAAUAAUGUAUACGAAAACUGUUACUAGAAAUAUAUGUCUCGCUUUAUUUUAACAGUUUUGCUCUUCAGAGGUGCUUAAACUAUUCAUAUAUGAAUUCAAAAAACUGAAGAGAACGAUCAAUUAUAAAUAAUAAAUAUGAUAAAUUAAAUAAAUUAAAGUUUCUUGGAAUGCAAAGGAAAUUUUUCCGAAGGAAAA
Malaya genurostris is the source of this 621-nucleotide messenger RNA. It is a transcript of the gene ave, whose product is annotated as protein aveugle. Gene Ontology annotation, molecular function: protein binding. The coding region runs from base 103 to 453 and encodes 116 amino acids. Gene Ontology annotation, biological process: cell surface receptor protein tyrosine kinase signaling pathway. The record is from RefSeq and is a predicted model, not a curated record. NCBI's taxonomy places the organism in Eukaryota, Metazoa, Arthropoda, Insecta, Diptera, Culicidae. Gene Ontology annotation, cellular component: cytoplasmic side of plasma membrane. The transcript is spliced from 4 exons.